AUGCUUGAAAAAGCAGUCCUAAAAGAGUUGAAGCCUUGUGAUGAUAAUUUAAUACAAUUGAAAAUUAGGUCAUAUGGGGGAUUAGAGUUUCCAAACUGGAUUGGAGAUCCCUUGUUUCUUCAUUUGAAGCAUGUGUCAAUAGGGGGUUGUAAGAGAUGUACAUCCCUACCGCCACUUGGGCAGCUACCGUCUCUCAAGAAGUUGGUUAUAGAAGGCUUAUAUGGGGUGGAAGCUGUGGGUUUUGAGUUAUCUGGGACUGGUUGCGCAUUUCCUUCACUUGAAAUUCUGAGUUUUGAUGAUAUGCGUGAGUGGAAGAAAUGGUCAGGGGCUGUGUUUCCAUGCUUGCAAAAGCCUCAAAUAAAUGGUUGUCCUAAUUUGGUUGAAGUCACACUUGAAGCAAUGCCUUCAUUGAAUGUUCUAGAAUUAGAUAACUGUGACAGUGGUGUGUUGAGAAGUCUGGUUGAAGUAGCUUCAGCAGUCACCAAGUUGGAAAUAGAAGAUAUAUCAGGGCUUAAUGAUGUGGUGUGGGGAGGUGUUAUAGAGUAUCUUGGGGCAGUUGAAGAAUUAAGCAUACAGAGCUGUAAUGAAAUAAGGUACCUGGUGAAAUCAGAUGUAGAUGCAAGAUUCUUGUGA
Helianthus annuus (common sunflower) is the source of this 633-nucleotide messenger RNA. Its product is annotated as putative disease resistance protein At3g14460. NCBI's taxonomy places the organism in Eukaryota, Viridiplantae, Streptophyta, Magnoliopsida, Asterales, Asteraceae. The transcript has a single exon. Bases 1 to 633 code for a protein of 210 amino acids. The record is from RefSeq and is a predicted model, not a curated record.